Molecule: messenger RNA, 1945 nt
Organism: Lepus europaeus (European hare)
Lineage: Eukaryota; Metazoa; Chordata; Mammalia; Lagomorpha; Leporidae
Gene: BAG1
Product: BAG cochaperone 1
Exons: 8
Coding region: 1-1068 (355 amino acids)
Biological process (GO): protein stabilization
Cellular component (GO): cytosol; nucleus; membrane
Molecular function (GO): adenyl-nucleotide exchange factor activity; protein-folding chaperone binding
Source: RefSeq, a predicted model, not a curated record
AUGCGCAGGCGGGCGGGAAGCAGCCGGGCGGGGUUGCGGGACGCGGCGCUCAGCUCCCACCGCUGGGCGGUCAACAGCGCGGGCCUGGCGGAGCGCGGCAACGCGCGGAGAUCGCGAGGCGACCGGGGCCAGCUGGGCCCCCGGCGGCGCGCCCCUCGGCCCGGCCGGGAGCCGCGCCAGUCGGAGCCCCUGGCCGAGGGCGGCCAGCCAGCUUCUCAGCGUCCAUCCCUCCGGAGAGCAGCCGGGGGGCAUGAGCGACCCACCAGGGGCGCCGCCGCCGGCGCUCGCAGGCCGCGGGUGAAGAAGAAAGUCCGUACCCGCUCGGCCCGGAGCGAGGAGGCGCCGCGAGACGAGGAGGCGCCCCAGAUCGAGGAGGCGCCCCCGGCCGAGGAGGUGACCCCAGACGACGUGAUCCAGGCGGAGGAGGUGACCGCGACCGAGGAAAUGGCGGCAGCCGGGCUCAGCGUGACCGUCACCCACAGCAACGAGAAGCAUGACCUUCAUGUCAUCCCUCAGCAGGGCAGCAGCGAACCAAUUGUCCAAGACCUGGCCCAGGUUGUUGAAGAGGCCAUAGGGGUUCCACUGCCUUUCCAGAAACUCAUAUUUAAGGGAAAAUCUCUGAAGGAAAUGGAGACACCAUUGUCAGCACUUGGAAUACAAAAUGGUUGCCGGGUCAUGUUAAUUGGGGAAAAGAACUGUCCAGAGGAAGAGGUUGAACUAAAGAAGUUGAAGGAUUUGGAGAAGUCUGUGGAGAAGAUAGCCAGCCAACUAGAAGAGUUGAAUAAAGAACUUAGUGGAAUCCAACAGGGUUUUCUGGCCAAGGAUUUGCAAGCCGAAGCUCUCAGCAAACUUGAUAGGAGAGUAAAAGCCACAAUUGAGCAUUUUAUGAAGAUUUUGGAGGAGAUUGACACCCUGAUCCUACCAGAAAAUUUCAAAGACAGUAGACUGAAAAGGAAGGGUUUGGUGAAGAAGAUCCAGGCGUUCCUAGCUGAGUGUGACACAGUGGAACAGAACAUCUGCCAGGAGACUGAGAGGCUCCAGUCUACAAACUUGGCCUUGGCUGAGUGAUGUGCCCUGAAGAGGAGCUGUGCUACCCAGAAGAACAGUGCCACCAGCUUCUCUGGAAUGGAAGUGGCCUGAUUUUCCCCCGGGCUACCAGGGGCAAUUGGCCAGUUGCCAACUGUGCCCCCCCUACACCAGUUCUCAGUGAAAAAGUGUCUUCGCGAUCUUAAGUUAGAGCUCCUGUCUGUGUUCCCCUCUGUCUUUGAGUGGCUGUGCUGUCCAGCAGCCCACCUUUUCUGGAAAAGGCAUUCUCUGCCCAACUUUCCCAGCCCUGGUGACUUCUGGGUGCUUUCUAUGGGAUGGGGAGAGCUUGUUUGCCCUGAGCUAGCUCCCGGUUUAUAGGCUCUCCUGGCCUUCAGGUACACAAGAGCUUUCUUGCCCAGGUGAUCCCAUAGUCUCACAGAUGGAAAAGCAGAAUCACCAGAAGGUUGUAGCCACUCAGGAAUGCUGACAAUGGCAUGGAAUGGGUGUUCACCACACAGGCAGUCCCAGUGUCCCUCACACCUGGCUGGGUUGUUGGUUUACAGACCCUGCUCAGCCCCAGGCCGUGACGUCAGGCCCAUUCCUGGAUGAGACUUGUGAUGGAUGGAUUUCCCCGUCCCCACGCAGCAGGUCAGAACCCGGUGCUGACUGAGUCUCUGCUUGAAACAAGGCCGCGGCCAUGGCUUAGGAAGGGCUGAGACGGGGAGCCGGAGAGUAGAACAAGCAGGUGGUGAGACCAGCACCGACGAGAAGCUUCUCAGGAGUGACAUGUGCUUCCUUCAAAGGCGUCUGGGCCCUGUGCCCUCAUGAGUGCUAUUAUUUUCCUCAAGGUUGUUCUUGUCUGUUUUUUGGAUCCUCCCUCUCCCCGUUGUUAUUAAAAAGUUUGUAUGUCCACCAUCAA